UUUUGGUAGACCAGAAUAACUACAAUAGUUCUAUUGGAAUUUGUUCUAAAACUGUUUUAAUUUAUUUUAGUUGCUACCAUCAAUGUCAUGUGUGGCAAAGACUACAUUACUAUCAUGGUGAAUGAGGACUUUUUCCAGUACUACAAAGUACCUAUGGAAUCUCUGCACUUGAAGAAUGAGUCUUGUCGUGCCCAAAAGGAGGUUAUGUCUAACGUCCCAUACUACAUUGUGCGGAUAUCAAAGGAUCAGUACAUUUCCUGUGGUGGUAAACCACUGGAGAAAAACAUCACUCACAUUGCAUACGCCUUAACUCUCAUGUCGGCCCCUCAAGUCUAUGGAAAUAUAAUAAGAGACCCAAUGAUAAAAAUUGAGUACACGUGUAUCUACCCAUACAUCCGCACUGUCAGUUUGCCGUACCCCAUCAUCCCCUUCUCUAGUGAGACUGUGAUGCGGAUGGGUGAGUUGGAUGCCAAGGUGGAGAUGGCCCUCUUCACAGAUCACACCUACACAGAGGCGUUCCAAAGCUCACCGCUGAUCCACCUCCGGGACAGGGUGUAUGUGGAGAUCAAGGUCGUGGAGCUGGAGGACGUCUUCCACUUGAGGGUGAAUGAAUGCUGGGCCACACAGUCCCCCAAACCCAACCAGUCAGACGGCUCCGUUCACACCCUGCUGCGCAAUGGGUGUGUGAAUGACGAAACUGUCACCUUUCUCAAUACGACAAUGGGCGCCAAUGGAGAGGCCUCAACCAUCCGGUACAGCUUUGACAUGUUCCGCUUUGUUGUGGAGCCUCAUGACCUGUACCUGCACUGCACAGUGCGCUUGUGCUCCCUGGAUGAUGACGAACCCUGCAUUCCUGAGUGCAAAUCUAUAACCAAGAGGGCUGCAGUGCGUGGAGACCCAACUCAAGGUCUACUGUCAUAUGGACCAAUCAGGAUUGACAUACCAGACCGACCCCAAUCUAAUCUGCUGCUGCUGAUGAUUCCUGUGGCUGGCAUCUGGGUCCUGGGCCUCUUCCUCCUCGCCCUAAUCACCAUCGCUAAGGCAGGAAACCGACGACUGUCACAGCUAGCAAACCGCUGAAAUCCAACUUGAAUAAAAAUAAUAAUUUCUAUGACAAUUAAAUGAGUCCCUCUCUGCAGAAAUGUUGUGCCUUUGACAUUUUAUAAACAUGACUUACCACAGAGCUCUGAGCAUUCAGCCCUGUAGUUCAAUGUGGCUGUGGGUUACAAACAAGUUCAAACAUGAGUUACUGGUUUAAAUCAUGACUGGGCUCAUCAAACACCAACUCCUAUUAUAGUGUAGUGAUUCUUAGCUGUCAGCAGAUGGCAGUAGGAGCCAACUGGGUGGUCGGUC
Messenger RNA from Oncorhynchus masou masou (cherry salmon), 1353 nucleotides. RefSeq names its product uromodulin-like. Bases 88 to 1080 code for a protein of 330 amino acids. Lineage: Eukaryota; Metazoa; Chordata; Actinopteri; Salmoniformes; Salmonidae. Gene Ontology annotation, biological process: neutrophil migration. Gene Ontology annotation, cellular component: apical plasma membrane; cell surface. The transcript is spliced from 6 exons. The record is from RefSeq and is a predicted model, not a curated record.